AUAACUGUUGAGCUGUUGGACUAUAUAUAUGGUUUCUUUGAGUAUUUUCACAACACACAUAUUCCGAGUGCAAUUUUGGUUUCUGGUGUUCUUGAUUCCAUUUUUUUUGGUGCAAAUAUUAAAUAUGAGAACAGAAGAUUGGUGAGAAAUUAAAGACGCAAUAAAAGAAGAAGAAAAAAACGAAUUGGUGAACGUAUCAAAUAAAUAAAUGUGAAAAAUGGAAAAUAAUAUCGUGUGUAAUGGUCGAUCGAAUCCAGCAGUAAUGUCAAAUGCAGUACCAUCGAAUAAAGAUGCAAGGAGUAGCAAUGGCAACAGCAGCAGUAACAGUAGCAGCAAUAAUACUAAUCAUACAAAGACCACCAUUGAUUUGGCUAUGAUACCGAAUUUGAAUUGGUUAAUCCAUAUGGCCUUUGCUCGCCAAGACUAUAAAUACUGUAACGAAGCCAUUGAAUACCAAUUCAGUGAAACAUACGACCAUGAAUAUUUGUAUUAUGUAAAGGGUUUAAUAGCACGCAUCGAAGGUAACUUACAAGAAUCAUUGCUGUACUUACAGAAGGCGAUUGAAUUUAAUCCAAAUAAUCUUGACAAUUUGAAAGAAAUUGCAAAAACACUAUAUGCCAUGGAACGAUACAAACAGGCCUUGGAAAUCUUUGUGAAAAUUGACAAAACAUCACCGAACGGUGACCACGAAGUUUGCUAUUACAUCGGUGAUCUUUUAUAUCGUAAAUGCAAUCGCAUGCAAGUGGCUGUGUCGGACGAAGUGAAAGAGUACUUUACUCGAGCGGUUCGAGACGGCAAACAGUUGGAGAGUUAUACACUGUUGGCCGAAAUUUAUAAAGCUGAAAAUAAUUUGCCCAAAGCGAUUGAAAUGCUCGAAAAUAUCACACAAAUAACCACCGAAAAUAUCGACAUUCUCACCGAAAUCGGCAUCCUAUAUUUACGAAUCAACGAUACAAAGGGAGCGUUCGAUAAAUUGUACGAAGUGACCAAAUUACAUGAAAACUGCUCGAAGGCAUUGUUGGCAAUCGGAUCCAUUUUGCAAUCGAAAAACGAUGUCGAUGGUGCGCUCAACAAGUACAAACUCAUCGAUGCUGAGAGUCAAAAGGGUGCUGAAAUCUGGAACAAUGUCGGACUAUGUUUCUACAAAAAGAAAAAAUUCAUUGCGGCGAUAUCAUGUUUGAAAAAAGCCGUGUGGCUUGAACCGACCAAUUUCAAUUGUUUAUUCAACUUGGGACUGAUCUAUUUAACAGCACAUCAGUUUGCAAGCGCAUUCCACACCCUGGCUGCCGCUGCAUGUAUUCGAUUGGAUAACGCCGAAUGCUAUAUGCUUCUCGGAAUUUGUUUGCGAAAUUUGAACGAUCAUGGAAAUGCGUAUUUAGCCUUCGAACGCUCCGUCAUGCUACCGGAUGCCGUAAAAAAUCCAUUGAUUUAUUUGAAUUCUGCUGUAUAUAAUAUGCAAAUGAAACGCUAUGAAUUGGCGGUUGCAAAUAUAAACAAUUUCUUCAGUGUGGUCGAACACGUUAAUGUUCGAAACGAAUUCAAAGCGAUAGCGGAGAAAAUGAGAGAGUAUUUGCCACAGCCCAGCACCUCAAACAGUCAAACCGUUGAAGUGGAGCAUUCAACCGAACCAAUCAGCAGUAACAGCACAAAUGACAUCGAAGGCGCUGGUGAAGCCAUGGCCACACUUGAUGAAAGAGAGAAUUUAGUGUAGACGGACUUUUGUUUCGCUCGGUAGCGUUUUAGCCUUAGAAUGUGAUGUCAAACAUGUGACCAUUGUGAUGAGUAAAAAUGAAAUGAAAGAUUUUCGUGGUGUUUUUGUUGCUGUUGUUCUUGUUGCAAAUUGUUAACUAAAUGUCACGUUUUAUUUUUGAGGAGAGGCGCAUUUUGUAUUUCUAUAGACAAAACAAAAUAUUUAUUUUCUUAUAAAAAAAAGAAACAUUUAUGCAUAUUUAGGACAAUUUUUUGUUUCAUUAAUUUUCUUCUUCUUCUUCUUCUUUU
Messenger RNA from Sitodiplosis mosellana (orange wheat blossom midge), 1998 nucleotides. It is a transcript of the gene BBS4, whose product is annotated as Bardet-Biedl syndrome 4 protein homolog. The transcript has 11 exons. The coding region runs from base 218 to 1711 and encodes 497 amino acids. Gene Ontology annotation, biological process: cilium assembly; protein localization to cilium. Lineage: Eukaryota; Metazoa; Arthropoda; Insecta; Diptera; Cecidomyiidae. The record is from RefSeq and is a predicted model, not a curated record. Gene Ontology annotation, cellular component: ciliary basal body. Gene Ontology annotation, molecular function: protein binding.